CGCUGGGGCCGGGCCUCGUGCCGGGCCGGAGGCGGCGGGGGAAGGGAAGCCGAGCUGUUUGUUCGCUGUGUGUAAGGCUGCGCCCUGUUGCACCAUGACUACUACCUCAUCAGAUGGCUCUGGUGACUAUGAAAAGCAGCAGAAGGAAUUGAGCCAGAGUUAUGCUAGCUCUGUCCUUGACUAUUCAGAAGAUACCUGGGAAUCCUUCAGUGAGGAAGAAGUAGCCUGCUGCCAGCGCGAGAGCAAAUCAUCUGAAUUGUUUUGUUCCACAGAAGAUUCAGAGCUUUCUGCUGUGUUGGAUCCAGGGGAAAGCAUGUUGUGGUUGGGAGGCCAAAGUCAUACAGACGAGAAGUCUGAAGUAGUUGAUUCUGCAGCUGCAGAAAGAGAUUUCAUUGGAAAGCUGAUUGAUAUCCUAAAAAAUAAGGAAGCUGGCAUUAAACAAGAAAAAUUCAUCAUCAAAACUCAUGCUGAAACUACUGAGUUAUCAGAGGAAGAACUGGAUGCUCUCCAGUCUUUUUGCAUCAUUAAGAUAAGGAGGGUGCUGCAGGAGCUGAUCUCUAAGCAGGCAAGUGGUGGCAAUUCAAGAAAGCAGCAGCGUGGAUUCACAUCAAAGGCAUCAGAGGCGAGUGACUUGAACUGCAUUGUUCCCCAUCAGCUAAUGAACAGAAUUCGUCUGAAAAACUUCCGGGAGACCAUUAAACAGGUGACAGAAGCUCAAGUGCACAGAUCUUCAGUGUGCCCUGACUGUAAGAAGAAGAAGGCAGAGCUAGCCAAAACUGCUUUUCUCAGACAGAAGAAGAUACUAAUGGAAAGAGCUCUACUCCGGGAAAAAUUGGAAGAACAAAUUUACUCCAGAGAUGUGCUCACGCUUAUAGGAGAAACACUCAGAAGCUUUCCUAAACUUUCAGAGGAUCCCAGGAACUUAUGGCAAAAGCUGAAAGGCAAAGCUGAAGGAAUGACUGCAUUCUGUGAACAUCUGAAAUCAUCAGCUUCAUUGAAAGAAUGAGGACCAGAAAUUUUAAGUGAGAGCAAGUGUAGCAAGGCAUCUACUAAUACACUUGUGCACAAAACUGCAGAUGAAAGCUGGAGUGGGAGUGACAGCAAAUGAAAGCAGAGAUGAGGGAGGAAGGAAUGGGAGAACAGCAGAAGGGAGGAAGGGCUUCAGAAAGUGACGUGUAGCAGUAAGUUGCUACUUAUUUUUCAUUGCAUCAUCUAUAAACUUUUAUAUAAGAACAAGGGACAGAUUUCAUGGGUAUUUUAAGUAUGUAAAUAAGACCGCCGUAGACAUUUGACACUUUUUACACUAUCUAAUUGGACAAGAGGAAUGACUUAGAAGUAAAAGAGGAGAAAUUUAGGUAAGAUGUUAGGGAGAAGUUUAUUCAGAAGGUGUUGAAGCACUGGCACUGCUGCCCAGGGAAGCUGUGGGUGCCCCAUGCCUGGAGGCAUUUAAGGCAGGCUGGAUGGGGACCUGGGCAACUGCGUAGACUGAUAUGGUAUAUCCCCCUGUGGCAGGGGAUACGAACUAGAUGAUUUUCAAGGUUCUCUCCAACUUAAGCCACUGUAUGAUUCUUUGAUUUUCAAAAUGCUUAUACAUAGUAGUACGAAACUGUCUAUCUUUGGAUGCUUAAAAUACAUUUGGAAAUCUUGAGGUUUCAAGUCUGAUCAGAUUUUAGCUGAGAGCCAGCUAGAGUUCAUAAUUCCCAGUAGGUUCUGUGCACUUAGGGUAUGGGCUUAAAUAAUAAAGAUUGGGUUGCUACAGCACAGCAGCAUACUUCAGGUGUGUUUAUAACACAUCGCUGGAUUUGUAAGAGUUAAGCACCAUAGAUUUAUUGGAGUGAUCCUAAAAUGAAACAACCUUUUUUUUCUGUUUGUUUGUCUUCCUUGUAAAUCUAAAAACAAAAUCCAAAAUUGAUCUAUAUUAGAUUUCUACACUGAAUCAUUCCUCAGAAUCUUAAUUUGCGUGAUACCCUUACUAUUACGUGCAGUGAGAUAACAGGCAACUCAAAUGCAAAUUUAAACAAGUCAGUCUGUUUUUUAAUUAAGGGUAUAAACUUCUGCCCCUAUCUUUUACAAUGCUUUACCCAGUUUUUAUCCUAGUGAGCAAGAAAACUCUGCUUUUAACAGUUGUUCAGCCUGCUCUGUCUUCAUUGUACUUUGGAAUACAGUGUAAGUUUUCUUGACUAUCUUAUGGUUUUGUUUUGAAGUUUCCUCCUUACUGAUGCAAGAAGAGGAAAAGAUUAUAAGUUUUGGAAGCACUUGCAUUACAUCAUUCCAGCAUUGAUCAGAUCUGUAUAUCAGCAGAAGGUUUAAUCUUGUUCCUGUAAAAGGAAUUAUGUCUAUUGGGAUUCUGAUUCUUCUUAAAGCUGCAAAAGGCUUUGGUAACUUUGAGGGAUAGACUGUGUAUGACAAAAACAACUUUAGUGCAGAUCCUGAUACCAUCUUACCUCUGCACUGAGAGAUGCUGAGCAAAACAGCCUCUGCUGAUUUGGAUGGAAGCUGCAGGCUGUAAGCUCUGCUUAAGAUGUUUGCUUUUGAGUUAUUCCAGAACAACUGAUGUGGGCAGGUGUCUAUGCUUAAUGUGGACUGUAAAUGUAACAUAUUAUUUUCUAGGGCAUGCAGUUUAUAAGAACCCA
Molecule: messenger RNA, 2633 nt
Organism: Phasianus colchicus (ring-necked pheasant)
Lineage: Eukaryota; Metazoa; Chordata; Aves; Galliformes; Phasianidae
Source: RefSeq, a predicted model, not a curated record